This is a messenger RNA of Danaus plexippus (monarch butterfly), 1446 nucleotides long. It is a transcript of the gene dsf, whose product is annotated as protein dissatisfaction. The transcript has 11 exons. The record is from RefSeq and is a predicted model, not a curated record. Gene Ontology annotation, biological process: regulation of transcription by RNA polymerase II; cell differentiation; anatomical structure development. The coding region runs from base 1 to 1446 and encodes 481 amino acids. NCBI's taxonomy places the organism in Eukaryota, Metazoa, Arthropoda, Insecta, Lepidoptera, Nymphalidae. Gene Ontology annotation, molecular function: nuclear receptor activity; zinc ion binding; RNA polymerase II cis-regulatory region sequence-specific DNA binding.
AUGGGAUCGCAGCCAUCCCUGUCGCACCAGCCUCAUCACUGUAUUUCCAUCCCUCUCGGGGUGAAUAGUUCAACCGUCGAGCUGUCGGCCUUUUGGGAAAAGCAUAGGGUUACGGCUGCGGCCUUUCGUAGGAUGGGAACAGGGGAUAGGUUACUGGACAUACCAUGUAACGUGUGCGGUGACAGAAGCUCUGGAAAACAUUAUGGCAUUUACAGUUGUGAUGGUUGUUCAGGAUUCUUCAAGCGGUCUAUCCACAGGAACCGUGUGUACACUUGCAAGGCUGGUGGUGAGAUGAAAGGUCGUUGUCCAGUCGACAAGACUCAUAGGAACCAGUGCCGAGCCUGUAGACUCGCUAAAUGCUUUCAGGCUAACAUGAACAAAGAUGCUGUUCAACACGAGCGGGGUCCUCGGAAGCCGAAGCCCCACCCGAGUGUCCUGGGGUCACUGCCGCCCCCGCAUGCCCACACUCACAAGCCCCACGCUCUCAAACUGUCGCCUCCAUCGCCCUACACACCUAUACCACAGCCCUUCAAUUUCCAGUUUAGUAUAAAUGGCAUCACUGACUCGGCGCCUCUAAGUACUGCAUCAUCAGCUGGAUCCAGCGGUGCUGGUGGUGCUGGUGCAGUGAGUCCUCUGCCUCUCAUCACGGAACCGUUCAUAGCACCUCCUCCUCCUGGGCUUUUGCAUAUGCUCAUGUCCAGUGAUAAAUGUCAAGAAUUAAUAUGGAGUGCGAAACAAUUGCAACUACAAGGCGACCCUUCUCUGUUACGACCUCCGCCGAAUGCUUUCGGAGCACCCCUAGCGCCUACUUGGGAGUUGUUACAGGAAACAAGCGCGCGUCUUCUAUUCAUGGCAGUGCGGUGGGUGAGAUGUUUGGCUCCAUUCCAAGCCUUGGCGGCAUCAGAUCAGGCGGUGUUACUGCGUGCUGCUUGGAAGGAUCUGUUCGUGCUGCAUCUCGCACAGUGGUCCGCACCAUGGGACCUCGCGCCCCUACUGGCGGCCCCAGCUGCCAGAGCUAGACUGCCCUCUGACCCCUUGGUCGAUCUAGAAAUUAACACUCUACAGGAAAUUCUUUGUAGAUUCCGACAAAUUGCUCCCGACGGCAGUGAGUGCGGCUGUAUGAAAGCUAUUGUUCUUUUUUCACCGGGUAAGAACACGCCCGGUCUAAGCGAAACACAGCCGGUGGAGAUGCUCCAAGAUCAGGCUCAGUGUAUUCUGGCCGACUACGUAAGGACGAGAUACACUCGUCAGCCUACCAGAUUCGGCCGACUCCUUCUUCUACUGCCAUCUCUACGCGCUGUCAGAGCUCGUUCUAUAGAGUCACUUCUGUUUCGGGAGACGGUUGGCGACGUGUCCGUGGCCACUCUGCUUCAUGAUAUGUACCGCAUGCAGCCAGCGCCCACGCCUGUACCAGCCUUCCAACCACCAAACUGUUCUUCGCCUUAA